This is a messenger RNA of Geodia barretti, 387 nucleotides long. NCBI's taxonomy places the organism in Eukaryota, Metazoa, Porifera, Demospongiae, Tetractinellida, Geodiidae. The record is from the annotation of a GenBank genome assembly.
AUGGCAAGAAGACCACGAUCACGGCGCAGAGAGCGUAAGUCGAUUCCGGUGGGCAGGGCGUACAUCCAGUCCACUUUCAACAACACAAUAAUCACGAUCACGGACCCGCAGGGCAACCCGAUCGCCUGGGGCAGCUCGGGCACCGUCGGGUUCAGGGGAUCCCGGAAGUCCACGGCAUUUGCCGCCCAGCGCGCCGGAGAGGACGCUGCACGCAAGGGCAUGGAGCACGGGGUCAGACAGGUCGAAGCGUACGUGCGCGGUCCCGGUUCCGGUCGCGAAGCCGCGAUCCGUGCGUUGCAGGGUGCAGGAAUUCUGGUGACGUCCAUCAGGGACGUUACCCCCAUCCCGCACAAUGGAUGCAGGCCGCCGAAGCGGCGCAGAGUCUAG